AUGGCGCUCUUCGUCCUGGUCGCGCUCUCCCUCUCCCACGUUGCUUCCUCCCUUCGCCCCAGCCUGGGCGUUUGCAGGGCCAGCGGAUACCUUCCGGGGAAAGCCGGCCAUUGCGAGAAGAGCAACGACCCGGACUGUUGUGAGGACGACAAGAGGUACCCGCAGUACCACUGCUCGCCGCCCGUGACAUCAAGCACCAAAGCCGUGCUGACGCUGAAUAGCUUUGAGAAAGGUAAGGAUGGUGGUGGCCCGUCGGAGUGUGACAACUCCUACCACAGUGACAAGGAGCUAGUCGUCGCGCUCUCCACUGGCUGGUUCAAAAACAUGGCCCGAUGUGGCCACCGCAUCAAGAUCACCUCCAAUGGCAACUCUGUGUACGCCAAGGUGGUGGACGAGUGUGACUCUGUGUACGGCUGUGAUGAUGAGCACAACUAUGAACCACCGUGCGCCAACAACAUCGUGGACGCCUCGCCUGCAGUGUGGAACGCCUUGGGGCUCGACCAGAAUGUUGGCAUGGAGGAUAUCACCUGGUCAGAUGUGUGCCGUGCCAGUGGCUACCUUCCUGGGAAGACGGGACACUGCGAGAAAAGCAAUGACUCGGACUGCUGUGAGGAUGGCAAGCGAUAUCCGCAGUACCAUUGCUCACCUACAGUCACCGCAGACACAAAGGCUGUCCUGACACUCAACAGUUUUGAAAAGGGCAAGGAUGGCGGCGGUCCAUCUGAGUGCGACAACGCCUACCAUAGCGAUGAGGAGAUGGUCGUUGCGCUCUCCACAGGUUGGUUUGAGAAUAUGGGCCGAUGCGGCCAUCGCAUCAAGAUCACCGCCAACGGUAAGUCCGUUUAUGCUAAGGUAGUGGACGAAUGUGACUCCGUGUACGGCUGUGAUGAAGACCACAACUACGAGCCACCAUGUGACAACAACAUCGUUGAUGCCUCUCCGGCAGUAUGGAACGCCCUAGGUCUUGAUCAAAAUGUUGGUAUGGAGGGCAUCACCUGGUCUGAUGAGUAAACAGCUUGGUAUAUACAUGGGGUGGGACCAUGCAGAUAUAUGUUGGGUCAUAUGUGAUUAAUACGGUAGUGCUGUGAUAGAGUUCUCUAGUUUGUAUGCAUUCAUGUAAAUUUCUUCAUGUAUCAUGAACAUUUCCCCAAAUUCUUGUGCA
Brachypodium distachyon (stiff brome) is the source of this 1162-nucleotide messenger RNA. RefSeq names its product putative ripening-related protein 5. The coding region runs from base 1 to 1011 and encodes 336 amino acids. The record is from RefSeq and is a predicted model, not a curated record. The transcript has 2 exons. Lineage: Eukaryota; Viridiplantae; Streptophyta; Magnoliopsida; Poales; Poaceae.